Messenger RNA from Porites evermanni, 8307 nucleotides. The record is from the annotation of a GenBank genome assembly. Lineage: Eukaryota; Metazoa; Cnidaria; Anthozoa; Scleractinia; Poritidae.
AUGGUCAAUAGAACCAAAACAGAAAUCACAUGCACUUGUAACCACCUCACAAACUUUGCUGUUCUUAUGCACGUUGGAGCAGACAAGGAGGUUAGUUGGAGCAUAGUUAUUAGAGAAGACUGGUUAUGAAAAGCGGCAAACAUCAAUGAUAAAAAACAACAGUGCUGCAGUUUAUGUUGGAAGCACCCUGAAAGUGCACAAUCCUUUGUUUUCUGUUGGCAAAUUGUUACGGAAUAAAUUAAUGCAACGUUUUUAUUGGUCAAUACAAUCAAAAUGAUAGGAAUUCUUUUGAACGUUGUGCACUUUCAGGUCCACAAAAACAUAUAACAAAGGAGUCUGACGGGGUUCAUAACCAUUCCACUCAAUUAACUAUGGUUUGAGCGACUUAAUUGUUUUCCGCAGGUCCCACUACAAUAACAACACGCGAGUAAGAACCGAGAUUUUAAGAAUCGUUUAGGCUAAAAAGUGCUAGUUAGGCCAACUCUACACAAGCUCCUGUUUAGCCUAAAAUGUGGAACAGGUUCUAUGAAAAAUUCUCUCAAUUUCCAUACAUUGCUUUAUUGUUGUUGUGUUUCCAUGUUUGAUAUAUACCGCGCAGGAUUUAUCACUCCAGCGCUGGAUCAGAUGUAGUACCUGCGAUUUAUAGCUAUACUCUCGCUGACUUAUCGCAGAUUUCCAGAGACGUGGAUGUGAAAAUGUAGAUAUCUUCCAUAAAUUUCAAAAAUUUCAUCUAUAGUUGAGCUACAAACUGUUAUUUAAACGAUAUUAUUGCAUAAGAGUUUAAUUAACUGUUGGAGCUGAGAUAAGGCAUUUCAAUACAGAUGAAAUUACAUUUCAAAUUCAUGUUGUCACUGCUUCAGUUUUUCUUCUUAAAUUGAUUUUUACAUCAAUUUUAAUUUGAUAUGCAGAUUUGAUAUAAAGAAUAAACUGAAUGCCUCUAAAUAUUCAAUGUAUUUUUUCUUCAGAAAAUAACUGGAACUUAUUUAAGAACCUCAAAUAGCCUAAAUUUUUGCUAAUUAUACCAUUUAUGUAAGCAUUGUUCAAGCAGAUUUGAGUGGUCCCCCCUCUGAAUCCUUCCAAAAUUUUCAGUGAUCCCCCCCUUUUGGGCUCUCAGUUACGACUGAUCCCCCCCUCUGUUCUCCUAAAAAUCAAGUGAUCCCCCCCAAAAUCCUCCGACCCCCCCCCCCUCCCCCCUCAGGUGAUAAAUAAUGACCGGUCCCUAAAUUGGGAAAAUGCAGGUUCUUACUCGCGGGUUUUUACUGUACCAUAUGUGUUAAAAUAAAUAAGGGGAGCAUCUACAAUCGUAGCGCCAUGAACCCUUAUCACAUUGUCAUUUAAUAGUUUUAGUGACUCGAGUAAUAAGGAGGGCAUGCCAAUUUUCGCCAUUUAGAGUACUUCUUUGCAAAAUAUUAAGGGGCCCUGACCCUUGCCAAUAUUUGUCUUUCUUGAUUUGGCGUAUUUGCAAACAGUUUUUAAACUAUCUUUCAAACAGGUUCCAGCAGAUCAUAAGGUGGCAUUGAAAGUCAUUACUUACGUUGGGUGUGCUCUGUCGCUUAUCGAAGAAGCACUCACCGCUGUUGCAUAUUGCGUCCUCAUGUGAGUUACAAAUAAUAUACCGUUAUAAAAGAGCUCAGACAUUUAGAUUUGGUUUUUGUGAUAUCCGGAAUAAUCAAGGUCAAGGUAAGCGUUUUUAAUUCACGCAUCUUGGUUUCAAAUGCACCCAGCAUAACGAGGCCGAGGAAGAGUGAAACCAAGAUUGUCGCCUGCAUCUAUCGUCCACCGAGCGCUUUAAACAGAAUUUCCAGCAUCAAAUGUUUAACCAUAGCACAUUAAGACGUGCUUUGUUUCUGAACUAUUUGUAUUGAAUCUUUAGUCAAUACUUAGUAAAUGCAAAGUUAUGACAAUAACAAAACCACAAUGGAGGGGAAGGGGGAGUCAGCCGCCCUCUUCACAACCCCUCGUAGCGCAGUUAGGCUCUGCCGGUUAGCUUGUCAGACGUUCAUUUAUGAUUUUUAAAUUAAGAAGCACCUUAACAUGGGAUUUUCCUGCUUUGAAAAACAUAACAAUUGUCAACGGUGUUCAAUUAUUUUUUGCCUCGUUCAGGGAUUUGAAAGAAGACCAAACUCAAAUCCGUUUUAACCUUGUGGUCGCCAUAGCGAUAGCACAAAUCACGUUUCUUGCUGGAAUUGAGGCCACAGAAGUUAUGGUAAGCUAAAGAUGUUAGUUGAUCAGAGGCACCCAACGACUGUUUUCUGUAAAAUAUCUGUUCCAGCACAAAUUGCCCAGAAUUUUCUAUACCUUGGGGCAGACUGAGAAUUUCUAGAUGACCGUUCCGUUCAUGUACAAUUUUCGAAGCUUAUCUAAUAAAUUCGCUACGAUUUUCUGAAGUUUAAUUUUUGGCAUUUUACCCACCAGAUUAAGCUAUUUUUCGGAGAAAAAGGAAACCGAAAAAAUUCGGAUUCGAAAAUGCGAUGGAAAGAGAAAUCGGAAAAAUUCUCUCUUCUUCUCCCAUCUCAAAUUUUCCCCAGCGGGAAGAUAAUACUGAAGCCCUUGUAAUUUGGAAAAGACUCAAGUUGCCCUAGGAUGACCGAACAGAUAUAAAUUUUAUAGCGCCGAUUAGAAUGUAUUUCUAAAGGUCUAAAAGUACUCUGGAUAGUCUGAAAAGUGUUUUCAAUGCAUUUAGGAGAAAACCGUCGUUGGGUGCCCCUGGUUAAUCUGAAAGAUAAAGAAAUAAUGAGAAGCCUUGACUGACAGUUUUGAUGACUGUCAGCCAUCUUUAUCAAAACUUGAAAAACAUUGAAAGUGUCACAAACCUUAAAUAGGAACAGGGACGAGGGAGCCUAUCAGCUUUCUCCCAUAUGGACACAAGUGAUCUCCACCCCCCAACCAGGGGAGGAGGGGGCGUCUACAGAGUGACUUUGCGCGUUUAUCGCAAUAAUUAACACCUUCAGAAGACUAUUUAAGGCUUCUGACACUUUUAAUGUUUUUCAAGUUUUGAUAAAGAUGGCUGACAGUCAUCGAAACUGUCAGCAUCAAUAAGACGUUAAGACUGGCUAUGUUUUAAGAACAUUUAAAUCGACUGGAUGAUAAAUUGAUUGAAACACUGUAAAAACAAAACUCAAAAAUGAAAGACCGUUGGAUGUAAACGAGUUGAGCCUUGAAUAACUCAAUUUCAUUAGAUGGCAUAAUCCCGUGGCCUCGAUUUUACGCAAAUGCGCUAAAGGAACAGGGUGGCAAAUGGUGGGGGAGGGGAGGGAAGGGGAGGGAAAUGCCUAUCACGCAUUACAGAGUAAUAAAAUAAAAUAUUAACGACAUUAACAAGUAUCAGGAGCCUAUCUUAUUGUCAUGUGAUCUAAGGAAAUCAGAGGUCGAGGAACGAGAAAAAAGUGCAAGAAGUUGGUGUCAUAACUAUAUAUUUUGUAUGUCUCUCAGUCUUCUUCUACUUUCAAAUGAUAUCAACCAUCGCAGAAAUUUCAAAGGAAAAUCACGUGUCACGCGUUGUAAAAAUAGUGAAUCACGCAUAACGCUGCUAGGCCAAAUCACGCCUUACGCGUUUGAUUUAAUUGACCACUCAAGAAAAUACCAUAACAUACCAUAAUGCUCUUUGUUUGUCACCCCAAAAUUUGGCAUAAGCUUUAUUUUCAGUUUUUCUUGGGGCCAUUUUAAGUCCCUAGAGAAACUGAAUACAACGCUUAUGCAAAAUUUUGGGGUGACAAACAAAGAGCAUUAUGGUAUGUUACGGUAUUUCUGGAGUGGUCAAAUGGGUUCGAUAACGCGUCACGGACUGAAACCCCUUUGCCACCCUGAAAGGAUAAUUUGGGAGGAAUGGAGUCUGAUAGCACUGACGUUUAGCGAUGGUUCAACUCCUGUAUGAUAUUUCGCAAACAUGGCAGUCAAGUUUAUUCUGUCACCUUUUAGGGAAAUAAAAAUUGUCCUUGAUAGAUUUUUUCGGCUGCUCUGAUUAGUAUAGGAAACAGGUAUACACUAGGUAUGGGUCUAACGUUACAUAGGAUCUAAUGAACUGUUACUGACAGACACACGACAGUGCCUAAAACUUGUGGCUCGGUGGUCGAUUGCUCUUUAGUUCUCUUUAGUAUCUUUGGCUUGUUUGCAUUACAUCAAUAGUUUUUUAUCUUUUUCCUUAAUAGUUUUCUUUUUUUUUUUGUGGGGUCGGGAUGGGGGGUGGUAAAAAGCGUGCCGUUAUGGACAAUGUGAUGACGGUGAAUCCCGUUUCUUUAUAGGAACUGUGUGUGUUUGUAGCAGCCAUGAUUCAUUACUUCUAUCUGGUGGGAUUUGCUUGGAUGUUAUUUGAGGGUGUUUAUCUGUAUCUGAUGGUUGUCAAAGUGUUCAAUACGGUCAUCAGAUUGCGUUUAUUCUAUGGAGUGGCUUGGGGUAAGUAUUAAAGCAAAAGCCUACUACAGAAAAUGGCCCGUUGGUAGAUCUAGUCAAGAGGUCGUGACUUGUAAGUCCCUUCCGGGAUCAAAAGCAUUUCGUUAAUUGACCACUCCAAAAAUACCAUCAUAAUGCUCUUUGUUUGUCACCCCAAAAUUUCGCGUAAGCUUUAUUUUCAGUAUCUCUUGGGGCCAUUUUAACUCCCUAGAGAAACUGAAGACAAUGCCUAUGCAAAAUUUUGGGGCGACGAAAAAAGAGCAUUAUGGUAUGUUAUGGUAUUUUGUGGAGUGGUUAAUUGAUUCCUGGUUUAUCUAGUUACUUUCCUUACAUACUUACAAGGACUUGCAAUUGAGACUUGCUAUUCAGAGGAAUUUGUACAGUUUCUCACUUCUCAACACCACAGUUCUCAUAAGAGUGCUACACUGACGUAGCUGACCUAACCCAACUGAGCCUAACUUUUCAUUUUUCUCUUUUUCGUUUUCAAUCAAACCUUAGGCGUCUCCCUUUUGAUUGUGGUUUUAUCGAUCGUGAUUGCUUCCAUUCAAGAUGGCGGGAUAGAAAGCUAUGUUCAUGAUCAUUUGUAAGUAAACAAACCAGAUCUUAAUACUACCGGAACAAAACGGAGCAAGAAAAAAUUGGAGGUUUCAAGAAACUGUUUUUUUUUUAAUUACCAUUUUUAUUUAUUUAUUUAUUUAUUUAUUUAUUUAUUUAUUUAUUUAUUGCAAAAUUACUUAUGAAAUUUGCCCAAACUGCCUUUUUCAGAGGAAUUAUUAUCAGCACGUUCAUGUUACAGGCCAAAACAAUUGGUUUUCAAACAAUUGAAAAUGUUCGAAGGCUUUUUCUUCAACAUUUCCAAUUUUAACCGUCAAGUUUUAUCAAGCAAUCCUUUCUAAGUAACACCUUGAUUUUCUUUAUUUUUUUCAGUUGUUGGGUUUCCUUCAAAAAUAACCUUAUCUGGACGUUUGUUGCGCCUGUUCUCUUAGUUUGCACGGUAAGGGUAAGAAAGUGAAAAUGUUCCAUAAGUGAAUAAGUUUGUUAAGAGAACAAGUUAAAAAAAUUAUUGCUUGCAGAAUACUGAGGCUCAUCUGUAACUGAUUAAAAAUUGAUAUAAUCAUCAAAUAUUUGCCAUGAAAAUGUAAGACGUGAAACUGAAAUUAAUAACGAUUCAUGUAGAAACAAGAAAACCAGAAUAUUUAGCUACCUUUCAUAUCAUAGUCUUGGUGGAUUACAGUAAGCCCAUAAAUGGACUGCAUGAUAGCGGCUACCAGUGCCGCCCUUGCAUGCUGACGUCAGAGCUUACUGUUAACAUGUAAAUAUAUACUGUAAAGAGGACACGUCUAUUGUCCUCUCAUCCACGGCAUUUCAUUUAUUCAUUUAUUUGCGGGUAAUAAACACAUCUGGGAUAAAGCGCUGCGGUGGAGGGGAGGCUGUGACGUCAUACUUAGUUUGAUAUGCUUGAGAUGUUUCAUACGUCCGAGCUUUGAUCGAUUAUUUAUCGAUUAUAUUUUAUGUUUUCGUUUAUUUAUUUAUUUAUUUAUUUAUUUAUUUAUUGUAGUUAUAUUUUCAAGACCUGAGAGAAAGAAAGAAACAGGGUCCAAGGUUUCUGCCAUCAAAAGAUAUCUUAUUCUCUUGCAUUGUUUCUACGCAGAUAAACUCAGUUUUACUUGCCCGAGUGGUUCUUGAGAUCCUAAGAAUGCAAGCCGACAAAACAUCUCAUCUGGAAAGAGCUCGACAAGGAGUUAAAGCAUGCGCAGUUUUGUUUCCUCUUUUUGGACUGACCUGGGUGUUUGGUGUCUUAAGUGUCACAGAUGCUGGACUCGUAUUUCAGUACAUCUUUACCAUUUUCAACUCAUUGCAGGUAUAGUACUAGGAAAUCCAACAUGUUAACUUUUUGAGUAGUUUGAGGGAACAGCCGACAUUUCGCAGUUCAUAGCAUUGUUGAACGUAUUUUAGUAUUUAAACGGUAGAUAUAGGCAUAUUUUUAUCCCCUAAAAAUUUUUCAUCUGUUCGGCUUUCCUAGCUGAAAGUCUAGUGAUCCGAAAAUUAUAGGGAUCAAAACUUACCUUUUCGAAAAUUUCAACAAGAAAAAAGGCUCCCGAAAAUCUUAGGUGACCUUUUCAGGGUAAUAAUCCGUUAAAAAUGGGCAAUUAUGCCACUUUUUAGAUGUUAGAAAAUCCAAGGAGAGGCGGGCAAGCAAGAAAUUUUACAAAAAAUGUCCCGAAAAUUCUAGAUCUCAAAUCGUCUUCCGAACAGAUAUUUUCCGAAAAUUGACGUUGGGUGCCCUGAUUUCGCGACGCCACCACUGGUUUCCCCAAGAAAUAACGUUUGGCGGAGAACAUCCAUACUGAUGAUGUGUCACAACCCAGAUCUGGGAAGUGCUUCUUAUUGGAUGAAGCAGAUUUUAACCAAUCAGAAGCACUACCCAGAUCUGGGUAGUGACGCGUAAUAGGGAUGGAAUUGCUCCGCUUGUUUCUCCAACGUCAUUACGCGGGGAAACCAGUGGUGGUGUUGCACAAUGUCAGCUGUUUUCUCAGGCUAACUGACAGCGAGCAAAUAUUCUUUUAUCAGAGUACUCAGCUCGGUGACUAAAAAAGCCGUUUUUAUUAACUCAUUCGUUCAUUUAUUCAUUUAUUUGUUUAUUUUGCCACGCAAGCAUUCGAGGUUUACUCCAGACUUUGACAUUAGUGUCAAGGAAUGUAGCGAUCGAGAGCAUUAACAUGAACAUAGAAUAGUAGAGAUGGUGGGCGGUACCUGAUACCAUGUACUGCGAUUAACCAUUGACUAUAAAUUUUGCCUUCAUUUCUUCUUUUCUCUCAUCCUUAUGUAUGAACUUAACUUUCUUUUUUUUUUGGACGAUACACACAUUUUUAGGGUUUGUUCAUCUUCAUCCUUCACGUUUUGAGAAACAGCGACGUACGUGCAGCAUACUCUAGAAAAAUGCAGAAGAGGAAUGCGGCAAAAAGCGUGAAAAACUCUCAAGAAAANAAUGUCCCGAAAAUUCUAGAUCUCAAAUCGUCUUCCGAACAGAUAUUUUCCGAAAAUUGACGUUGGGUGCCCUGAUUUCGCGACGCCACCACUGGUUUCCCCAAGAAAUAACGUUUGGCGGAGAACAUCCAUACUGAUGAUGUGUCACAACCCAGAUCUGGGAAGUGCUUCUUAUUGGAUGAAGCAGAUUUUAACCAAUCAGAAGCACUACCCAGAUCUGGGUAGUGACGCGUAAUAGGGAUGGAAUUGCUCCGCUUGUUUCUCCAACGUCAUUACGCGGGGAAACCAGUGGUGGUGUUGCACAAUGUCAGCUGUUUUCUCAGGCUAACUGACAGCGAGCAAAUAUUCUUUUAUCAGAGUACUCAGCUCGGUGACUAAAAAAGCCGUUUUUAUUAACUCAUUCGUUCAUUUAUUCAUUUAUUUGUUUAUUUUGCCACGCAAGCAUUCGAGGUUUACUCCAGACUUUGACAUUAGUGUCAAGGAAUGUAGCGAUCGAGAGCAUUAACAUGAACAUAGAAUAGUAGAGAUGGUGGGCGGUACCUGAUACCAUGUACUGCGAUUAACCAUUGACUAUAAAUUUUGCCUUCAUUUCUUCUUUUCUCUCAUCCUUAUGUAUGAACUUAACUUUCUUUUUUUUUUGGACGAUACACACAUUUUUAGGGUUUGUUCAUCUUCAUCCUUCACGUUUUGAGAAACAGCGACGUACGUGCAGCAUACUCUAGAAAAAUGCAGAAGAGGAAUGCGGCAAAAAGCGUGAAAAACUCUCAAGAAAACCGCAAUACAAUCGGAUUGUUGUCACGUAAAUUGACAAAUGAACCACGUUGUACAAAAGUACCUAGCAGUGCCUCUCUAAGAGCAUCGGUUGGAGUAAAAAGCAAGAUUGACAACGCCCUGCUCGAGGAAAGAACCACGACUCCCGUUGACACGUAA